AUGAAUGAUAGGGAGUUGCGGGCUUACACAAAACUCGAUGUCCUCAAGAGGCACUAUAGCGCACUAGCGGCGGAAGCACUGCACGACUACAUCAACGACUUUAUGCCAUACACAGAAAAUUUCAAAAACAUUUCAUGUCACUUCUGCAACAAUGACAAACAACUUCUUUUAACUUUGGAUUGUCCGAUCUAUGUGAUGCCGCCAGGUGUAAAUGCCGCUGCUGCACCCCGUCAGGGUUUGGUGCAUCCGCUGCGUGUUGAAGUUGUUUUUUUGGCCAACUUCCCAAACUCUGCUCCCACCGUUAAACUCCUUCCGAAUACGUUUCGUUGCGGCAAUUUAACCGAAUGGCGUGUGCGUCCGGCUUCUAGCAUCAUGGAUGAAGAUGGUGCCAUUCACUUGGAGAAGUUGGCGCUUCUUGAACAGGCUGUGGUCCCGUAUUCUCUUUUAGAAAUACUUGUGGCACUUACUGAGCAGUUCGAAGCGGAAUUCCCGCUAACUCCAUCAGAGAGGGAACCCAUCGGACAAAACCCCCCCAUAGCCACUGCCACGCCACCCGUUUCCUCGAUUGUAAAUUCUGUUGUUAAUAGUACUUUUUGUCCCACAGACGGUUCGGCUCCACCCAACGUUAUGCCUGUGCCUGAAAUGCCGACAAGUGACCCAUCUGUUGUUGGCCCACAUAACCAACUUAUUCAAGGGGCGUGCGAUGCAGUCAUGAUUCAUUUGCUCUUCAAGGCAGAUGCUUAUUUGGAUACGCGAGCUAAGGCUUUGGAAUACCUAAAAACGUUAGACAAGGCAUCAAAUGAACUGCGCAGUGCACUUGCAACACUUGAGAAGAAUAAGGAAGAGCUACUGAAGUUCUCUCCCGCCCCCGGCAGAGUUGAAGACCUCACCACCACCCUGGAGCAAGUCGCGAAUUCUAUGGAAACACACUCCGAUUGUAUCGUACCAGCGGAUGAGGUGCACGCUCGGGCGUUAGAGUUGUUAGGGGACAUUCACUCCCUGGACGAUGUGUUGGAGUUGUUGGAGCGGUCUCUACGGCAUGGGCAAAUAACGUGCGAGGAAUACGUUCGUCGUGUUUCUGAUGUUGGUCGGCAGCAAUUUGAAGCUCGGUUUCUCUUUGACCGUUUAACGGCUGCGGUCCGUGGUACCCAAAGAUGUGGUACGCCGCUUCCUUCUGAUGUCGUGCCGACGGCAAAUGCACGAGAAGAGCCAUCCGCAACUCAACCGACAACACUGGCCGAGGUGAUUAAACAGCUGCAUGAGGAGUUUCCUGAUGUUGAAUUGGAUGUUGUUAAAGCGGUGCUGGAGGUGACGGAGAUGAACCUUUCUGAGACCCGCGUACAGCUUCAUGCCAUUAUGUCGUAG
This is a messenger RNA of Trypanosoma brucei brucei TREU927, 1365 nucleotides long. RefSeq lists its product as hypothetical. Gene Ontology annotation, biological process: endosome to lysosome transport. Gene Ontology annotation, cellular component: ESCRT I complex. Gene Ontology annotation, molecular function: ubiquitin binding. The record is from RefSeq and is a predicted model, not a curated record. NCBI's taxonomy places the organism in Eukaryota, Euglenozoa, Kinetoplastea, Trypanosomatida, Trypanosomatidae. The transcript has a single exon. The coding region runs from base 1 to 1365 and encodes 454 amino acids.